AUGUACAAUAAUAAUAAUAGUAAUAAUAACACUAUGCCGUCCAUCGAAAAAAGGAGUGGUGCAUCGUCUCCUUAUGCUAGCAAAGAUGGAAAACGCCGUUUUACUCGCAAUGCUGAAACUCUCUCGCCAUUUCCUGAUGGAUUUCUUCUUGCGAAAGAGCGGCAGCCUUGCACACCAAACCCCUCGCUAAUACGUACUCCAAAUUACCGUUUAUCUAAUCCACCACCAAGCAGACGUAUUAGGCCAGAAAGCUCUCCUGAUGAAGGUCCUGGAGGACUAUCAAGAGCCUUGAUAUCACCAAGGACACUAGCGAUUGUUAACAGUUACACUAAUGAACCUCUUACUGUUAACACUAUUAGAACUAACCACAACGUUUCUGAUACAUUCUACAAUAAUAGUAAUAUUUCUCACACAAAUGAACUUGGUUAUUGGACAGCAUUAUACUUGUCAAGAGAUGGAACUCGUAUGGGUAAGUCAAAGGUUAUGCCUCCAAGAGGGAAAGCACCCCACACUUUUGAAAACAUUGUUAGUACUAUUCAAGGUAAUGCUCAUUUGUUAGGCUUUAAGGUACUUUAUAUUACGUACCUAGACAAGGAUUUUGAUACCUAUGCUUUACUAACCCCUCAGAAUACAGUUAAUUGUACGGAUUCCUUUCAUGUUGUAGUGGAAUCCAAGGACUCUAGAAGUGAUGAGAAUGAUAUUCAAGUGUACCCGAACACUAGUAGCAUUAUGAGCACUAUGAGAGAGAAAGAGGAGAUCAGUGAAAAUAAUGAAACAGUUCUUAGUUUAUUGAAUGGGAUCACUGAUAAAUUACAGAGUGAUGUUUCCACAGUUAGUUCAAGAGGACUUUCCUCCCCAGGUGGUGGAUUCUUUCGUCAGGCCAAUUUACCGUUACCAAAUCAAGAACAAAGACGGUUUAAAACGAUACAAGAUAUUGAGAGGAAAAGGCGUGAAAUAUUAUUAGCGAACGAAGCUGAAUCUAAAGAUUUGGUUCAAAAAGAAGAAAAGGAACGUAACGAUAUAUGCGUAGAUGAAGGUAGCUAUCGAAUUAACAUAAAGGCGAUGGAACUGAGACACAAAUUUAUGGUGAGAAAGAGAAUUGGAACUGGUAUGCAAAUAGAAGUUGGUAAGACCACUUUACCAUCACAAUUGGUUACGACAACUAGUAAAAAUGAACUUAAAAAAGAUCUUACUCUACCACCUGUUGUGGAACAAUCAUCGCUUUCUGUAGUUUUAGAUGGAAGCGCAUUAUGUCCAUUGCUCCGUGAACAUCGAAACCGUUUGUACAGUGUGUUUGAACGAGAUGUCUCUUGUUGUUUGAACAUUCCACGUAGUAAUAUCACUGCUCAGCAUUCUAUCUCCGGUACACCUGAAGUAAGACUGAACGUUGUACAUGAUGGAACACGAAGUAAUAGUGAAAUCAGAAAGAUGAUAGCUUCAUACAAUUUCCCCAAUGUAGUGGAUCUCCAUGGUGUGGUACACCGACAACCAUCUGGGUAUCCAAGUAUACUAUGCACACCGCAACCGAUGUUAAGUACAAUAUCCUCAUCGACAUCAUUGCGUAAUACAAUAGGAGACAAGUAUGAAACUUUACUUAUUCAGAAUAAACCAGAAUUAGAAGCAGAGGAAGCCCAACUUCCUGCAUGUCGUGACUUGGACCCACAGAGUUCAUGGCGUGUACGUGUCUCAACAUCUCCUGACAGAUCAAGCAUACAAGAACGAAGUCAACUUGCCUCCAUUAACUCAACUACAUGGGACUCUCAGCGGCAACAUAGCAGAAAACAAACACCAGAACCUUCGGUACCUAGAAAUGAUAAUAAACUAAUUUCCUUUAAGGGUGAGGUAACAUUAGAUAAGGAAUCCUUUGCUUCCCUUAGGGGGCAUACACCAAUAAGGAUUCCCUUAUUGAAAAAACGUAUUCCAGUAUCUACUACUAGCGAAAAAGACAAAUUAAUACUACCAGGCAAACAACAACAACAACAGUACUCAACUCCAAAAGAUUACUCAAACCGAACUAUUUUGCCACAAAAUGUUGAGGGUUCUAAAGAUAAUAAAAAAAGUGAAUCAGUUCAGAGAUCUCAAGCAAAGAAUAAUAGUGUCUUGACGCCGUCUAGAGGUACAUACGCGUACAUUCGCAACCAGUUAGACUCAAUUAACCGGACACUCUCUGAUCUUCAGGAAGCAGAAAAACAGAAGCAACCUCUAGAAAAUAUAAAACCAACCGAAAAAGAAAAACAAGAUUAUAACAGCAAUAAAACGUCAUCAACUAAAGAGGGAACUACUACAGACAGAAAGAGAUCGAAUCCUGCCUUCACAAUAUCAACACCGAUACUUCAAGCUCCUAAUAUUAGUAGUGCCGCUCCGAUGUCACAAAACUUAGGCCAAAAGAAAAACAACUACCAAUUGAAUACACCUACACAAGCUUUAUCUGACGCAGAACAUCUAAAAGACGCACAAAAAUUAUAUCAAUACAAGGAGACCGUCACACCAACGUCAGAAAAUGAAGUUCAUUUGAAUAAUAAAAAUAUUGAAACAAAUCCAACUAAAGAAAAACACGAGAAACAGAUUACAGAAAAACUUUCUCUUCCCAGUAGACAAGAUACGACCAAUUUACACGAUUCCACAAAGCCUGAGACGAAAAGUGACACAAAGUCUGGUAAAGCUAAGCCACUAACGCAAAUCAUAGCUGAGGAGGCAGAAGACCCAAUUCUACCAGUUGAGUCAACGGUGGACACCGCGGCACCGAAAGAACUAGAAGAUGCUGUUGCGUCUGCAGCCGAGGAGCCACUAACGCAGAUCACAUCUGAGGAGGCUAGGGCACCAAGUGUUCCAGCUGAGACAACAGUGGACACCGCGGCAACGAAAGAACUAGAAGAUGCUGUUCCGUCUGCAGCCGUGGAGCCACUAACGCAGAUCACAUCUGAGGAGGCUAGGGCACCAAGUGUUCCAGCUGAGACAACAGUGGACACCGCGGCGCCGAAACCACUGGAAGGUAGUGUUGCGUCUGCAGCCGUGGAGCCACUAACGCAGAUCACAGCUGAGGAGGCUAGGGCACCCAGUGUUCCAGCUGAGACAACAGUGGACACCGCGGCAAUGAAAGAACUAGAAGAUGCUGUUGCGUCUGCAGCCGUGGAGCCACUAACGCAGAUCACAUCUGAGGAGGCUAGGGCACCCAGUGUUCCAGCUGAGUCAACGGUGGACACCGCGGCAACGAAAGAACUAGAAGAUGCUGUUGCGUCUGCAGUCGUGGAGCCACUAACGCAGAUCACAUCUGAGGAGGCUAGGGCACCCAGUGUUCCAGCUGAGACAACAGUGGACACCGCGGCAACGAAAGAACUA
Messenger RNA from Trypanosoma theileri, 3339 nucleotides. Its product is annotated as putative microtubule-associated protein Gb4. The transcript has a single exon. NCBI's taxonomy places the organism in Eukaryota, Euglenozoa, Kinetoplastea, Trypanosomatida, Trypanosomatidae. The record is from RefSeq and is a predicted model, not a curated record. The annotation marks the transcript as partial.